Gigantopelta aegis is the source of this 3422-nucleotide messenger RNA. RefSeq names its product delta(12) fatty acid desaturase FAD2-like. Gene Ontology annotation, molecular function: oxidoreductase activity. The record is from RefSeq and is a predicted model, not a curated record. Gene Ontology annotation, biological process: lipid metabolic process. The coding region runs from base 170 to 1351 and encodes 393 amino acids. Lineage: Eukaryota; Metazoa; Mollusca; Gastropoda; Neomphalida; Peltospiridae. The transcript is spliced from 2 exons.
UUGUUUUAUUGUUUGGUUGACCUUUCUCGCGGUAAUACUGGCUAACACGUGUUCACCUUGGCAUCAGACGUGACCAAGAACCGGGAACGUGCGUUGAACAGAAACCGAGCAUUUGUGGUUUUCGUGAGAACCAAGUUGAAGUUCUCUUCGCGUGAAUCGAGGGCUCGUCAUGGCCAGAUGGAAGUCGGGGGUUUCCGGAUGGGUGCAGAUGUUGUUAAAUACUUUCCUCUUUACUUUGGUAACCGAGGAUGCGACGCAAGAAUCGGUUACCUCUGAAGACACCACCGCGGCCACUCUUGUUGAAGACACUAAUGUCGAUAGUCUAUCAAAAGUGAAACUACCACGAAAGCUGCCUUCGAUCAUCGAGAUAAAAAAGAGGCUGCCUAGUCACUGUUUUGAUCGCCAGACAUCCACGUCUAUGUACUACAUGAUACGGGACUUCGUUCAGGUGAUUGCCGCGUACUAUGUGGGCGAGUUUCUGUGGAACAACCUGAGUCCGGCGGUGUUGGUGGUCGUCGCGCCCGUGUUCGUCUUCGUUCAGGGGACGUUCUUCACGUCGCUGUUCGUGAUCGGCCACGACUGUGGGCACCGGUCGUUCUCCAACUACCGCCUGCUCGACGACAUGGUCGGCAACGUGACACACACCUUCCUGAUGACGCCGUUCUACACGUGGAAGCUGACGCACAGCCACCACCACAAGAACACUGGCAACAUCGACCGCGACGAGGUCUUCUACCCCGUCAGGAGGAAGUACGACACGGGUGGGAAGGUCCUGCCGGGGUUCGGUCUGGGGAUUGGCUGGUUUGGGUACCUCAUCACUGGGUACAAGCCGCGCAACGUGCCACAUUUCGACCCCUUCCAGCCCAUGUACCGGAAGCAUGUGGUCGCUUGUCUCGUGUCGCUGGUCUCGAUGGCCAUCUGGGGGACGUGUCUGUACCGGUACGCUGUCACUGUCGGCUGCGCCAAGUUCUGCUACCACUACUUCGGCCCGCUGUUCGUCUUCGCGACCUACACCGUGGUGAUCACCUUCCUGCAUCACCACGACGACGACAUUCCAUGGUACUCGGACCACCUGUGGGACAACGUCCGCGGCCAGCUGAGCUCGAUUGACCGUGACUACGGCAUCGUCCACUACGUGAUUCACAGCAUCGGCACGCACCAGGUGCACCACCUGUUUCCCAAGAUGCCGCACUAUCACCUGGAGGAAGCAACGCAGGUGUUCCGCAAGGAAUUCCCCGAACUCGUGCACUUGAACAAGAGCCCCAUAUUCCCAGCGUACUUCAAUAUGUUCGCCCGGUGGGCGAAGCAAUGUAUAAUUGCAGACGAUACUGAUGUCCAUAUAUACAAAUGAUUGUUUUCUAACAAAUUUCUAGAAUCAAAAUUAUCUAAUUUAUUGUGUGCUGUUGUAUUGCAUGAUAACCCAGUACUGACCUUUGAAAUUAACGUACAUUUUCACAGGGUUUUUUUUUUUGCCAGUGGGUAUGAAGGGUAACAAUGUUUAAAUCCUAAAAUAUUUGAAAGUAAUGGAUAUAUUUUUAUAAUUUUUUAUUUUAGAAAGAUGAUAGUAAGAAAACUGCUGUUUAUAAUUUGUUAAAGCACAUAAAAUGCGGUGUCCAGUUUCGAAACAUUUCAAACCCAUAACCACCUACAUUAUGUUUUUAUUACGUACCCAAAAAUUAUUUUCUGGCAGAAAGCCUGAAUUAUAAUGUAAAAAUCUAUUGUGAAUUAAGGUAUUUCCUCUUAAAUGUUCUUGUUCCUCUUAGUUUUUAAAAUAUUAAUUUCUUCAUAUUAUCUUCUGUUCCAAGUGCACAAACAUGCACUGUAAUCUGACAUUCCAUUGCCCUAACUUUUCAGAUUAUAUGCUGGAAUGUCCUUGAAUUUUGUGAUCUUAAAAUCCAGGCCUGGAAUGUCCUGGAAAAAGCAAUAAAUUUUAUUGUCUGGAAAUUUAUAUUCAGACAGCAAUUUGUUAUAAAAACAUUCAUUGUUAUAAAAACAUUCAUUAAUUUUGGGUGCUGGAAAAGUAAAAAAAAUAAAAUGUCCUGGAAAUGUCCUUUAAUUUUUUUUUUAAGUGUAAAAACCCUGUGGAGAGAGGAAGUAAAAAAAAUGCCAGUGAUAUUCCAUUAAUUGGUUGUAAUUGAAAAUCAAUCGAUGUUCGAAAUAAGCACUUGUCCGUUUGUCCCGACAAGUGAAAAUCUAUCCGGACAAGCAAAAUGUGCCUUGGUGGUUGUCCAGUGGACAAGUAAAUCAAUUCAGCGCAGUUUCCUUUUGAGCAAUCACAAACAUCCUGGUACAUCCUGGUACAUAAAACAAUCCAUUUAUUUGGACAAGUGAAAAUAUUGGAGGACAAAUAGAUUUCUAGAUGUAUUUGUCCGGUGGACUAGUAAAUGUUUUUGAUUAUUUCUAUCACUGUCAAUAAUUUUGCCUGUUCUGUUGUGAUGAUUGUAUAUUUGAAUUUUUUUUAAUAAAAAUAAAUUGUCACCGGAAAAUAUUAACUAAUGGUUCCUGCAGUAUGAAUGAUAAGACUUCAUGUAAAUAUUUUGGGGUUUAACAGAGCCCUGUACAUUAAUUGCUAAAUUAGCCAACUGCUAAAUUUUAUACAAAGUGCUACAUUUACAUCUUUGGCGAAUCAAAUAUUCCUUAACUCGCCGAAUUCACCAAUUGCGAAUUUAAGAUACAAUCAAAUUGGCGAAUUUUAUUUUAAUUUGGCGAAAUAAUUUUAUGAAAUAAAUGAUAUUUGGUAGAAAAUAACUGGGUUUCUUCCAUUUUUGAAGUUUAGUAGGUAAUUUGGCGAAAUUUUCUGCUAACCCAGAGCUAGUCCUGUUUUUCGUGUGUACAUGUAUGUUUGUUAAGAAAACUGAUGUUACAACUGAUAUUAAAAAUAAAAUGAGUGAUUUGGGGUUCUUUCCCGGUGAACACUACAUGUACUAUACGUGCAUAGUCAUCAAAUCUCAUUUUUAAAGUUUAUAUUUAAUUCUAACCAAUGGUACAAUUGAAAGUUUGUGGAUUGAUGCAAAUCGAUAAUAACCAAUAAUCCGUAAUGAAAUUCUAACUGGUUACCAAAUAGCCAAAGUGUUUUAAAGGGGACACUUGUCUGUCCUGACAGCAUGCGCUACAACAGCUUGCUCUGAAUGUGCACGUAAAGCCCUAUGACCUGACCUGACCUGACAAGUGAAAAUUUACUCAGGCAAGCACAAUGUGCCUCAUUGGGUGUCCAGUGGACAAGUAACAAUGUUCACUGCACUUUCUUUUUGAGCAAUCAAAAACAUCAGCAAUACUGUUUAAUAAAAAAAAUAAACAAGUAAAAGUAUUGGCGGACAAAUAGAUUUAUAUAGUCCGUCCCAUCAUUCUACAAACAUGUAUUUUGUAAAUAAUUUUAGUUUGGUAUGACGUACGAAAAAAAGUAAAAAUGUUUUGGAAAUAAA